AUGGUUGCUGCAUGUAUGAACAGUCGCACAGGCCGAUCCAUCGUCGAUGGCAAGUUGGAUGCUAUUAUUGUCAGCAAAGAGACUUUAAGUGGCGGACAUGCUGUAAAUAGGAAAAGAGCUGAGAAGGGUCUCCCAUUGCUCAAGGUUGAAGUAGUUGAUUUAAUAUCCGGAGAUACGGACGGUGAGAAGCUAAGCUCGACUACGUUGCGAAAGCUUGAGGCCCAGAGAUCCCAGCAGUUGAAUGCCCACGGUGAUGCAUAAAAAUGGUUACGAAAGGGAACGAAUCAAGCCUUGUAUCAAUUGUACACUUAUCCUAUACGAAUCUCCACGAAUUAUUUACACUUAUAAUCACGAGCAGAUGCCGUCGGUGGCUUCUGUGGCGUCAGAAGCUGUUAGGGGCAGCCCUCUACUUCUUCAAAGGCUAGAAUUGGGAAGGCCAGGGCAAGUUCUGAUCUUCGGCUUCUGAAUAUUUACAUGUUCAAUCUUGUAAACUGCCGUUUUUGUGUUCUCCCUCUCUUUCUGAGAGACACUCUUCUCAUCAAAAUGGUUCUUCUAUUUGUACUUUUUUUGUUUCUUGUUUCUCUCGACACUUACAUAACAACACCUGUUGUGAUUAAUUUAUACAUUGCAAAAUGUUUUUGGGGAAUGAAUUAUUAAAGGCUUGCGUUUUAAGUUAAAUUGUAAAGAUGCCCAACUAAACAAAAGAGCUCAGCUUCUGCGGAGGGAAA
Ananas comosus (pineapple) is the source of this 728-nucleotide messenger RNA. RefSeq names its product phosphopantetheine adenylyltransferase 1-like. Bases 1 to 261 code for a protein of 86 amino acids. The transcript is spliced from 3 exons. NCBI's taxonomy places the organism in Eukaryota, Viridiplantae, Streptophyta, Magnoliopsida, Poales, Bromeliaceae. Gene Ontology annotation, molecular function: pantetheine-phosphate adenylyltransferase activity; dephospho-CoA kinase activity. The record is from RefSeq and is a predicted model, not a curated record. Gene Ontology annotation, biological process: coenzyme A biosynthetic process.